Corythoichthys intestinalis (scribbled pipefish) is the source of this 4281-nucleotide messenger RNA. Its product is annotated as POU domain, class 4, transcription factor 3-like. The record is from RefSeq and is a predicted model, not a curated record. Gene Ontology annotation, biological process: regulation of transcription by RNA polymerase II. Gene Ontology annotation, molecular function: DNA-binding transcription factor activity, RNA polymerase II-specific; RNA polymerase II cis-regulatory region sequence-specific DNA binding. The transcript is spliced from 2 exons. Lineage: Eukaryota; Metazoa; Chordata; Actinopteri; Syngnathiformes; Syngnathidae. The coding region runs from base 75 to 1061 and encodes 328 amino acids.
AUGCGCUCAGUCCAGAGUGGGGACUACCUGUGGAGAGAACACGAGGAGCAAGAGGGGAGGUAGAACAAGAAAGGAUGAUGAUGAUGAUGACCGUGGACGGCAAGCAGCACUUGAGCCUGCACGACGGCAUGCGAAGAGUUUGCGCGCAGGAGCCUCAGCUCCAGGCCAAUAUAUUGGGGGGCGGCGUGGAGGAGAGCCUGCUGGCUCGGGCGGAGGCUCUGCAGGCGGCGGCUGACGGCAUCCUCGUCUCCCAGGCAAGGAGAGACGCCAGCUUCCAUACCAUGAGCGUCGCGCCCUCCUGCGCCGCAUCUUCCUCCUCUUCUUCCACCAUCUCGUCCAUCAUUGCCUCACACCAUCACCAGAACUUCCAGAGCCACCAGUUGGGACCGAGCCUGGAAGCCGGGGACCUUCUGGAGCACCUCUCCAGUAGCCUAGGCGUGAGCGGGAUGGGCGCGCCUGAGCCGGGCUUGGGUCACCCCCACCAUCACCACCAUCACCACUUACAAAGCAUGGGGCAGCUGCAUCAAGCCAUGGCCGUCAUGGGCCACCCUCACAACGAGGUGGAGUCGGACCCGCGCGAGCUGGAAGCCUUCGCCGAGCGUUUCAAGCAAAGGCGCAUCAAACUGGGCGUGACCCAGGCCGACGUGGGCUCGGCUCUGGCCGACCUCAAGAUCCCCGGCGUGGGUUCCCUUAGCCAGAGCACCAUCUGCAGGUUCGAGUCGCUCACCUUGUCGCACAACAACAUGAUCGCCCUCAAGCCGGUGCUGCACGCUUGGCUGGAGGAAGCAGAGGCGGCGCACCGGGACAGGAGCGCCGCGCCAGAGCCGUUAGGAGGAGGGCUCUGUGGGGGGGCGGAGGACGCUAGGCGCCGCCGCCGCACUUCCAUCGCCGCCCCUGAGAAGCGCUCCCUGGAGGCCUACUUCGCCAUCCAGCCCAGGCCGUCCUCGGAGAAGAUCGCGGCCAUCGCCGAGAAGCUGGACCUGAAAAAGAACGUAGUGCGAGUUUGGUUCUGCAACCAGAGGCAGAAGCAGAAGCGCAUGAAGUACUCGGCCGUGCACUGACUCUGAACGCAUCCUCAAUCUUAAAAUGCAUCGACUCAUGAAAAGGACAAUCCCGAGGGAUUUAAAAAAGACGGCAGCAGCUCUCCACUUCUGAAUUUUUGGAUUUAUCUCUUUUUUUUCUUCAAUUUAUUGCAUUAUUUUUGUGGGGGGUUCUCAAACUUUUGGGCUCCAGGGAAAAAUUUUCAAGGAACAUCACAAAAAUUGAAUGCAUGACUAGCACGUGUACUCCUAAAUGACCUUACACAUAUUUUAUUUUGAAACCAAUUUCGCAUUCUUUCCGUUAAUUCAAGGGUGUCCAACAAAUGUUUGUUGAGUCAUUAACACUGCAUCGUCAAAGAGAGCUAGCCAUUUGUCCGUAAUGUCUAAAAAAAAAUAAUAAUAAUAAUAAUGAUAACACACCUAAGAAAUAAAUAUUAAUGAGUGAAGUAAUGAGUGAAAGAAUAAAAAUUGAACAAAUUUGGACAUUUGGGCAUGACUACAGUGAAUAUGCUCAAAUGUACGUACAUUAGAAUUAGGGCUGCAACUAACGAUUAUUUUCAUAACUGAUUAAUCAGACGAUUAAUUAAGCGAUUAAUCGAUUACUCGGAUAAAUGUCACUUCUUUCAAUUACCUUCACAAUUUACCUUGAAGUUUUUUUAGGCAUGUUGUAAGUAACAGUGAAGUGAAAAUGGAUGACUAUUUCCUUCUAAAAUAAUAUUUUAUUAACAAAUUCGUUGGCAACUAAUUUGUUAAUCGAUUAGUUAUUGUAGCCUUAUUAAUAAAAAGCUAGUUUGGACCGUAUUACGUCCGAAGAUUGGCAAAAAUAAGAAUUUUUGUUUUCCAAAGUAAAAGCAGAUUUUUAUUCAUGUCCUUCUUUGACUUAAUAUAAUGAAGAAAUCUGAUAAAACAGUGAUCCCUCGUUUUUCGCGGUUAAUGGGGACAUGAACCUGCCACGAUAAGAGAAAAACUGCGAAGUAGCGCCCCCUCCCAAAAUAAACUUUUUUUGUUGUUGUUUUUUUUUGUUCAAUGUAUUUAUUCAGAUCUAUCAUUGGGAAGAGAUACAUAUUAGACAUGUUUUUUUUUCUACCUUUUUCCCCAAAGUACGUAUAAUUAAAUAACGUACAUACAACGAGUUGCCACCGCAACUGUUUAACAAGUUAAACGAUGAUUGAUGCAUGAUGCGCUUUGAAGGUCUAAUCUCUGGCAAGAUCAAAGCUUAACCGUCUGUCAAUCAUCGUUUACUUUAAUAAGCAACUCCAGUUCACUCUCUGACGAACAAAGAGCAGUAGGAGGGAGCGAGCGUGAGACAGCGCAAUCGGCUUGGGACAGCUCAUCUUUAUUUUAUUUUUUAUUUUUUUAAUUGAAAAAAAAUCCAAGACGGACUGAGGGCGCGAAGUUGCAAGGGAUCACUGUAUUGACAACAGAGAAGUUAUAUUUAUGCUAUAAUUUCAAGAAUUUAAACAAGUUUAAGGUGAACAAGGUCCGAAACGAUUAAUUGGUUAUCAAAAUAAUUGUCGAUUAAUUUGCUAGUCGAUUAGUUUUUGAUUAAUUGAUAAUGAUUGCACCUCUAAAUAGGAUUAUUUGAUUGUCAUUAUUUUUCAUGAUUUCAGAAUCCAAAUGAAAAUUAUUGUUGAAAUAUAUCAUAAAUUUGUCUAUAGUAAUUAUGAUCCAUCCAUCCAUCCCGAUUCAGCAGCGCUUAUCCUGAUCAGUCGCAGGUUGCUGGACGCUAUCCCAGCUGGUUUUAGAUAAAAGGCAGACUAGUAGACCCUGAAGUGGUCGCCAUUCAGUCAUAGGGCAAUUAUUCGCACACAAAUUCACAAUGUAACACAAAGUAACAGCCAAAUACAGGGUGGGGCAGAGCAACUUGCUUAUUUAUGUUUGGCGCCCUGAAGCAAUGGUUGCUCUGAGGAUGGUAGGGAUAGGCUUAUUUGAGAAUGUGGGGCUUAAAUUUGGUUCGUAACGUGCAUUAUUUAUUUUGUGUUUAUUUUUCAGGAACCCCAGUGAGCAUCAUGGAGUGGACGAAGUUGGAAAGCACUUUCGCUGUUGAGACAUUUUUCUAAAGCGGUCGCUCAAUCAUCGCAACGCAACAUGCAUUCCGUAGACAUUUCAAUAUUGCCCCCCGUGGUCGUGUUACUGGCUGGCAGUCGAUUGUUUCAUGGGUAAACAACUUCAGGGAAACAGAUGAUGUAAAGAAAAAGAAACUUGGCCUCCCACGAACAGCAAGGACAACCCAAAACAUUGACGGGGUGAGAGAAUCUGUUUUGAGAUCUCCCCGACGGUCUACCGGCAAACAUGCAUCUGCUUUUGGGUUGUCUGCUUGUUCUGUGAGAUGAAUCCUCCAAGCAAAAUUGAAAUUUCAUCCCUACAAAUUAGCUAUGGUGCAGGAACUUAAGGCCCAAGUACACUGCAUGCGUGAUCGUUGCGGUUCCGGUCCGGUUCAGUGUUGCCUGCGUGCCACGCAGUCCGUCAAAAACAGGUAAAUCAUACCGGCUGCUGCACGGCUGCGGUCCGCCAACCUCGUCCCCCCGUGAGCUCUCGCAUGAUCGCGUGCGAUAAUGUGCCAUUUAAAACAACGAAAAACACACGGAGUCUAUACUCAUCAGAGAAGCAGAGAGAGAGCACAUAUUUUCUUUGCAUAUUGAUAUUUUAGUUAAUCUGGAAUUAAGAGACAGACAUGACUGCAUCAUGAUGAGAUCAGGACAGAAAAACACACAUAAUAGGACACCUUGCAGCUUCCUUUUUUAUAUUGUCCUUAUAGAAAGGAUCUGCUGCAUCAUAAAUGAUUUUGUGGGUUUCCACCUCCAUGAUGAAGAGCUCAUCAUCCAUCUUCGCUCGUGUUUAAACCGUGAUUAGGCACCUGGGUUGUUACGUCCAGGCCCAGCUCCGCCCAUUUUGCCGGAUGCGUGUCCGGCAAAAAUAGAAAAUAGCCUAUACCAUCCGGCGGGCAUGCGGCACGCCGGAGGUGGUUCGCAGUCAAGCCGGAGCACUGAUGCGGCCGGUAUACGUUGAACAAUAGGAUAUAAUGGGAACGGAUUGGCUCCGGCGCUAUUUUUUACCGGAGUCGGACCGGAAACGCAACGAUCACGCAUGCAGUGUACUUGGGCCUUAAAUCUACGCAAAUUUAUUGCUUGUGAAAAUGCGUGUGAGGCACUUUGGGAGGCCAGGUUUCUUUUUCUUUACGUCCCUGAAGUUGUUUACCCAUGAAACAAUCGACUGCCGACCAGGAACACGACCACGGGGG